Messenger RNA from Cataglyphis hispanica, 1844 nucleotides. Its product is annotated as apoptosis-inducing factor 3. The record is from RefSeq and is a predicted model, not a curated record. Bases 89 to 1825 code for a protein of 578 amino acids. The transcript has 7 exons. Gene Ontology annotation, cellular component: cytoplasm. NCBI's taxonomy places the organism in Eukaryota, Metazoa, Arthropoda, Insecta, Hymenoptera, Formicidae. Gene Ontology annotation, molecular function: 2 iron, 2 sulfur cluster binding; oxidoreductase activity, acting on NAD(P)H; flavin adenine dinucleotide binding.
ACAGAUGAUCGCGGUCGGCCAGUAAGUACACAACGCGUGCUUUCUCCUCUCGCAAUCAGUUUUCGGCUAGUGUUUUGUUUGCAAAAAUAUGGGCUCGGGUCAUUGCAAAGGAUUCCGAAUAAGGAAACCCAAUUACAAUGAAUCCACCGCAACAGGUUCUCAAGAACAGAAUGACUAUAUCGAAGGUGUGGUGUGCAACCAGCAAGAUAUCAACGAAAAUGAAAUGAAAUUACUACCGCUUGGAGAUACUAAAAAUAAAAUUUUGUUAAUAAAACAAAAAGGAAAAUUGCAUGCAAUUGGUAAUAAAUGUACACAUUAUGGAGCUAUGCUACAUACUGGUGCAUUAGGAGAAGGACGAAUAAGAUGUCCAUGGCAUGGAGCUUGCUUUAAUAUUAAAACUGGAGAUAUUGAAGAUUAUCCGGGCUUGGAUUCUUUACCAUGUUACAAGAUUCACGUAGAUGAAGCUGGUCUAGUACACGUAAAGGCCAAACGUAAAGAUCUGGAUAUUAAUAAACGUGUAAAGGCCAUGUCUGCACAUGAUCCUGAAAAUACAAAAACAGUCGUUAUAGUCGGUGGAGGACCGGCGGGUGCAACUUGUGCAGAGAGUUUGCGACAAGAAGGUUUCACAGGACGCAUUGUUAUGGUAUGCAGAGAGAAUGCUCUACCCUAUGAUCGAACAAAAGUAUCCAAAGAGUUAGAUUUCAAUGUUCAGAAGAAAGCAUUACGGGCUCCUGAGUUUUAUAAUAAACACACAAUUGAAAGAAAACUUGGUGUAGAAGCUAUAGGCCUGGAUACCACUCAAAAUAUUGUUAAACUGAAUAACAAUGAGAACUUAAAAUAUGAUGAUCUAUUCAUAUGCACAGGCAGUAAACCGAGAAUACCAAAUAUACCCGGAAAUAAUUUGUCCAACAUUUUUGUGCUGCGAGAUUAUACUGAUUCACUAAGCAUAUAUUCACAACUGUCUCUCACAAAACAUGUAGUUAUACUGGGAUUAAGUUUCAUCGCCAUGGAAGUGGCAGCUAGUUGUAUCAACAAAUGUGCAUCUAUUACGGUAAUAGGACGCGAUACUGUACCUCUCAGAGCGAUAUUCGGCGCGGAUAUUGGUGAUAGAAUAAAAAAAGAACUUGAAGCAAAGGGGAUAAAGUUUAUUUUUCAAAACAAUAUCAAGCAAUUUAUUCCAAAGAAAGAUGAAGAAAAUGUUUUGGAUAAAGUCGAACUUAUAGACAGUCAGAUUUUACCAGCGGAUAUAGUUAUUCUUGGAUUAGGAACUACUCUUUACACAGAUUGGCUGAAAGAAUCAGUUGUUAAAAUGAGGAAUGAUGGCAGUAUAUUAGUAAAUAAGCAUCUGAAAACGAAUGUACAAAAUGUAUAUGCUGGAGGUGAUAUAGCUUAUGCACCAAUAUAUGGAUCCGAUAAUACAUUGGCUACAAUAGGUCAUUAUUCUUUAGCCCAUUAUCAUGGCAAAGUUGCAGCUCAAAACAUAUGUGGUAAAGAAACUCCUUUGAAGACAAUACCGUUCUUUUGGAUCAAUUUACUGGGUAAAAAUUAUAGAUAUGCAGGUCAUGGCAAGCCUACUAGUAUAAAAAUUCAUGGCUCAUUGGAUAAAUUAGAAUUCUUUGCUUUCUAUAUUAAAGAUAGCAAAGUAAUAGGAAUGAGCAGUGUUAAUGCCGAUCCUAUUGUAUCAAAUUUUGCAAAUCUACUUUAUGAAGGAAGGACAUUAACAGAAGAGGAAAUUAAUAUGGACCCAUUUGGUUGGAUAAGAAAUAAGCCAAAGGAUGCAUUAACGAAAUUUAAAGACACCUUUUUAGUAGAUGUAAAGGCUUGAAUCAUAUACAAAUAAUAUA